CUCGUCAGUAGUGAUAUUCGCGUACGCAAUCUGUGCUGUUUGGUUCCCUCAGCAAGGAUGGCAGAUCUUAAGAACAUUUCUUGUGGUAAAGCAGAGUUGCAGCCUGAAGCCAUAACUGAUAUUGGUGUGCUGGCAUCCAAGAAAGAACCUCCAGCAGGCUACUAUAUUGUUGCACAAACAACAGAUGGCUUCGACGCCAACCUGUGGAAGGACAGCAUAUUCAAAUCCAAGGUCACACGCUAUCUCUGCUUCACCCGAGCUGCCACCUCCAAAAAUAAGCAAUUAUGCAAUGUGGUCGUGGAUGUGAAGUUGAUCGACUUGAAGGACUGUUUGCCAGAGGGCUUCACUCCGAUCCAAGACACCACGGAUACCCAGGAGCAGGCUUUGAGGAAGGAGAGACUGUGUGUGAAGUUGGUCCCCAGGCACAGCGCUGAUACGGCUAUAUGCAAUGUGGUUAUACAGGGGAAAUCAAAGCACAGCCUCACUAAUUAUACAUUUAUAGGUGAGCUGAAUGGUUUGGGGAUUUGGUAUCAGCUGGGAAAAGUCAUUAAGUCACAGGAUACAGUGCACAACACCCCCUCUACCUCUGGUGUUGCCAGAAAAUUCCCAGAGUCUCCGGCCUCCAGUCCUACUAAAAAGAACAUGGUCAGGCCAGACUAUGAACACCAAAUCUACAACAUCUACACCAAAUCAGCUAUGGAUGAUAUACCCUUUAUGAUCUACAAAAAAUCUACCUCCACAUCCAGAGAUGAAAUAGAUCCAGUCCAUUUUUUCAACAUCACCAUCAAAUCACCACAAGAGAUUGAAGAUGAAUACAACUAUUGUUUCAACACUGAACACAGCGCUGCAGCCUUCACAUGGACUCAGUGACUUUAGAGAGUGGAGAUUCACCAUUAACACUGGUAUAAGGAAUCAAACAGUGUAGUGAGACUAACUAACUAAUCUAACUGAGAAUCCAAAGAUCAGGGUAUAUACAUACUAUAUCUUUCUUCUUCCUGGUCUUAUUGGGAACCGUUUUCUUUUCAGAAAACUUCCCUCCAUCCUUGUGCCAUAUAAAGACUUUACAUGAUCAACUCAAAUGGAUAAAAAGUCCUCUCU
This is a messenger RNA of Sinocyclocheilus anshuiensis, 1098 nucleotides long. It is a transcript of the gene mvb12bb, whose product is annotated as multivesicular body subunit 12Bb. Gene Ontology annotation, biological process: viral budding; regulation of epidermal growth factor receptor signaling pathway; virus maturation. The record is from RefSeq and is a predicted model, not a curated record. Gene Ontology annotation, cellular component: ESCRT I complex; late endosome. The transcript is spliced from 10 exons. Lineage: Eukaryota; Metazoa; Chordata; Actinopteri; Cypriniformes; Cyprinidae. The coding region runs from base 58 to 870 and encodes 270 amino acids.